Messenger RNA from Chaetomium globosum CBS 148.51, 1128 nucleotides. RefSeq lists its product as uncharacterized. Gene Ontology annotation, molecular function: mRNA 3'-UTR AU-rich region binding. Lineage: Eukaryota; Fungi; Ascomycota; Sordariomycetes; Sordariales; Chaetomiaceae. The transcript has 3 exons. Gene Ontology annotation, biological process: 3'-UTR-mediated mRNA stabilization. Bases 1 to 1128 code for a protein of 375 amino acids. The record is from RefSeq and is a predicted model, not a curated record. Gene Ontology annotation, cellular component: nucleus; cytoplasm.
AUGUCGGCACCGCAAGACGCAAUCCCGCCCAAUGGGUCUGAUCUUCCUGAGGCCCUUGACCAGCUCAAUCUCAACGACAAUGAGCCACGCCUCGGCCCGGACGGAGAGCCGGCCCCAAAGACAGACGAAGAGUAUGCCCAGACACAGCUGACUCUGCGCGCGAUUGUCUCGUCAAAGGAGGCUGGCGUCAUCAUUGGGAAGGGCGGGAAGAACGUCGCCGACUUGCGCGACGAAACCGGCGUGAAGGCUGGCGUUAGCAAAGUCGUCCAAGGUGUUUACGACCGGGUCUUGACCAUCACCGGCGGCUGCGAAGCCAUCUCGAGAGCCUACGCCGUUGUUGCCCGCGCCCUGCUCGAGGGUGCUCCCACGAUUGGCAUGGGCGGAGUCGUCCAGAGCAAUGGCACACACCCGAUUAAACUUCUUAUCUCCCACAACCAGAUGGGUACUAUCAUCGGUCGGCAAGGCCUGAAGAUCAAGCACAUCCAGGAUGUGUCCGGCGUGCGCAUGGUGGCACAAAAAGAGAUGCUGCCGCAGUCAACCGAGCGGAUAGUCGAGGUUCAGGGCACCCCCGAGGGCAUCCAGCGCGCCAUCUGGGAGAUCUGCAAGUGCCUGGUGGACGAUUGGCAGCGGGGUGCCGGCACCGUCUUGUACAACCCUGUCGUCCGGACUCAAGGUGCGGGCGCCGCACCAGGCGUUACCGGAACCACCAACUUCGUACAGGACAGAGCCCCGUACGGCGGCUCCCGUGUGACGCGGACAGGCAACGGCGCUGACUUUAGCAACGGCGGGCCCCGGCCUUAUAACCGCCGUUCGGACUCUGACGCCGCCGCUCGUGGUCCGCCGACUCACGACGAGAAUGGCGAGGAGAUCCAAACGCAAAACAUCAGUAUCCCAGCCGACAUGGUUGGGUGCAUUAUUGGCCGUGGCGGGUCCAAGAUCAGCGAGAUCCGCAAGACGUCAGGGGCCCGCAUCUCCAUUGCCAAGGCUCCUCAUGACGAGACAGGCGAGCGGAUGUUCACCAUCAUGGGCUCGGCUAAGGCCAACGAGAGGGCAUUGUUUCUCCUCUACGAGAAUCUCGAGGCGGAGAAGAUGCGUCGACAACAGCAGGCUGCCCAGACCUCCGAGUAG